Messenger RNA from Vigna radiata var. radiata (mung bean), 757 nucleotides. RefSeq lists its product as uncharacterized. Lineage: Eukaryota; Viridiplantae; Streptophyta; Magnoliopsida; Fabales; Fabaceae. The coding region runs from base 98 to 637 and encodes 179 amino acids. The record is from RefSeq and is a predicted model, not a curated record. The transcript has 3 exons.
UCAUUGUGUUCAUUUCUUCAUUUUUUUUUUCUCAUUACAAACACAAAACCCAUUUUUCUUACCUCUAUUUCUCAAACUACACCCAUUACUUAAAACCAUGGCUUUCUCCAACAAAUUGCCUUUGUUCCUUUUACUUUCUUCCCUCUUCAUGCGUGCAUCUCUGGGUGAGAUGGCAUGUGAGGAGCUUCCAAAGGAAGUGUGUGCAUUCUCAGUAGCUUCAUCAGGGAAGAGGUGUUUGUUGGAGACAGAGAAGGCGGCGGAGGGUGGUGUGGAGUACCAGUGCCGGACGUCGGAAGUGGUGGUGGAAAGGAUGGCGAACUACAUAGAGACAGAGCAAUGUGUGGAGGCAUGUGGGGUUGAUAGGAACUCUGUUGGUAUUUCAUCUGAUGCCUUCUUUGAGCCUCAAUUCACCGCCAAACUUUGCUCUUCUCAAUGUUACCAAAACUGCUCCAACAUUGUUGACCUUUUCUUCAACUUGGCAGCUGGAGAGGGGGUAUUUUUGCCAGAUCUGUGUGAGAAGCAAAAGACGAACCCACGUCGUGCGAUGGUUGAGCUUGUGAGCUCAGGAGCUGCACCUGGACCUGUUUCUGAUGUGUCAGAGGACAUUGUGUCAGCACCUGCUCCUUCUCCCCUGUAAUUUAAUUGCAAGACCCAAUAUUAUUAUUAUUAUUUUUUAUUAAUACUAUGUUAGAAGAGGAAUAUGGCUUCAUUUGUAUGGGUCGUGUGUUGUAAUAAUAAUCAAAAAGUGAUUCGGGCA